CUAUUUUUCUAAGAAACGGUGAUAUUUGUAGACGUGGGAAAAAUAAAUAUAAUUCUUGAUUAUAUUAUCUUUAAUAACACAGCUUUCGAUACACGAUUCAUAACACUUCGCUCGAUACAAUUUAUUCCCAAAGUAACCUCCAAUUCGAAUUUUUACUCCAACUUUACUCGUUUCUUUACUAUGUGACACUAUGAAACAAAAAAAGGAGAAAAUCAAUCAUAACUAUAACAGUAAUUUGACAGCUUUAGAAAAACGAUAAUUAGAGGCAAUAUUUUUAAAAUAAAUAAACAUCAACUAAUUCUAUCGUAACAAAAUAUCGACUCCGGCCUGCAUGCUCUAUCUCCGUCCGUCUUUCGAAAUGAGACAGUGAUGGCUGAGCGCUCGUGCCAGACGGACCUGUACUAGGUGUCCCCAAAACAAAUAUAAGAUUUACUUAUAAAAACUGUGCUGUGUUGUGCGUCCUAGUGAUAUACCGUGUGCACCAAAACCUUUAAGUUAUAAUGGGUAACAAGCAAUUGAAUAAAAAGAAGACAUCUCGAAAAAGACAACUCGGAAGAUUCCAACAAACAAUGGAACUAACGAAAAGAAGAAAAUUGGAUAAUUUCACAGCCGAACAUGAUACUAUAUCUUUAGACUACAUCGAACUGCAAAAUAUGGAAAUGGAAUCUCCGAUUUCAUCAACCACUGACAUUCAAAGUAACGAUGAGGCGACCGGCUCAAACAUUUUGAACCCACGCAUUGCACAGGUGGAUGAGGUGGAUGACACUUAUCGGGUUCCUAGUAUAUUAGAGGAAGAAGAUACCCAUGAGCGUGACGGCAAACACACGUGCCCCGCAGAGCCUAGAACACGCUCACCCAGCCCAUGCGCAGGAAGAAGUAGCCCCACCCAGGUGCACGUAGCAGUGCAGGCGCUCCAGCGUGACGACAAACACACGUGCCCCGCAGAGCCUAGAACACGCUCACCCAGCUCAUGUGCAGGAAGAAGUAGCCCCACCCAGGUGCACGUAGCGGUGCAGGCGCUCUAG
Molecule: messenger RNA, 1025 nt
Organism: Cydia splendana
Lineage: Eukaryota; Metazoa; Arthropoda; Insecta; Lepidoptera; Tortricidae
Exons: 5
Coding region: 501-1025 (174 amino acids)
Source: RefSeq, a predicted model, not a curated record